Boleophthalmus pectinirostris (great blue-spotted mudskipper) is the source of this 7068-nucleotide messenger RNA. It is a transcript of the gene gmfb, whose product is annotated as glia maturation factor, beta. Gene Ontology annotation, molecular function: actin binding; Arp2/3 complex binding. Gene Ontology annotation, cellular component: actin cortical patch. The record is from RefSeq and is a predicted model, not a curated record. The coding region runs from base 82 to 510 and encodes 142 amino acids. NCBI's taxonomy places the organism in Eukaryota, Metazoa, Chordata, Actinopteri, Gobiiformes, Gobiidae. The transcript has 8 exons. Gene Ontology annotation, biological process: negative regulation of Arp2/3 complex-mediated actin nucleation; actin filament debranching.
CGUGAUGAACACAAGUUAAAAAAAUCAACACAGAAGCGUCCGCAUCUCCGCAGCUGCAGCUUCAGGAAAUACUCCGCCAAAAUGAGUGAAUCGCUGGUCGUCUGUCAGGUCGACGAGGACUUGGUGAAAAAACUGAAAGAUUUCCGUUUCCGUAAAGGAACCAGCAACGCCGCCAUCAUCAUGAAAAUUGACAAAGAGAAGCAGCAGGUGGUCCUGGACGAGGAGUACGAGGAUAUUUCCCCAGAGGAACUGAAGGACGAGCUCCCAGAGAGACAACCCAGAUUUAUCGUGUACAGUUACAAAUACGAACACGACGACAAACGAGUUUCUUAUCCUCUGUGUUUCAUUUUCUCCAGUCCAGUCGGAUGUAAACCGGAGCAGCAGAUGAUGUACGCCGGGAGCAAAAACGAGCUGGUGAGAGCGGGACAACUCACCAAGGUGUUUGAGAUCAGAAACACAGAGGACCUGACGGAGGAGUGGCUCCGGGACAAACUGGGAUUUUUCCGUUAAAUCCUUCUCCUUUUGGAAGUUUGAAAUCCUCCAUCAAAUGGAAACACGAGUUCAAGUUUCCUCCUCUCUCCACCAGACCUGCUGUCAAUAUUUACAGGCGUUUUUUGUUGUUUUUUCAGAUCCAGGCCCCUGCAGUCGGUCAUGAGGUUAUCAGUCAGUCUGGAAGUUUUGAACACAUUUUUAGCUGCUAGAAAAGCUGCAGAUUUUAAUACAAAACAAGAACUAAAUCAUUUAAACUUGGACUUAAAGGUGCAGUGUUUCUAUGGAGACGUCUUGGAAUGUUCCACAGUGUGACAUUAAUGAAUUACAGGUGAUUUUAAAGCUCUGAAAUACCUCGAAAAACAACAUUCUGACUGUGAGCGGGCGGCCUCUCCGCAGAUCUGACCUGUAAACCUGGACCAAACCGGAUCUAGACUCAAAACAAAUCAAAUCAGAUAUUUCAGAACAUUUUUGGAGUAUUGCAAUAAUUAGAAAAUGUUUUUAUUUGAAUGUAUCGUCGUAGGUUAAAGGUUCACUGCGCAGCUUUAAAACAGGGAUUCUGUGUGAGUGUGUUUUUUUUUUUUUAUGACUUUUUUGUAACACAACUUCACUUUUUUAUUGCUUAUUUAUAACAUAAACUCUUUCCAAUCUGAGCAGCUCAUCAAAACAAUGAGAUUUAUGCUUUUUAUAAUUAAUAUUUGCAGAAUUUAGUUAAGAACUUUGGUCCAGCCCUCCACAAUAUUUUAAUAUUUUCUGUUCCUCAUGUGGCCCCAGGAAAAAAAUAAUGUCCACCUCUGGUCUAAAAUCUUUCACAGUAAUAAUAAUAAUCCAUCUUUAUUUCUAAAAACAAGGUUUACAAGGUGCUGUACAAGCCACAAAGAAAAAUAAAAACAACAUCCAGAAAGAACAAAAUCAGACAAUGACUCAAACAAUUCAAUUAAUUAUAAGAAAUAAGUUCAUAAAAUUGAAUAAAUAAAAAGAAAUAAGGAACAAAAUCAAGUUAAAACCAGCUAAGAAGUGGUUUAAAAGAUGGAAUUAAACUUUUCUGUCGUCACGGAGACCAAACCAGACGACCAAGAAGUUCCAGGUCAGAUCUGUGGAGAGGCGACUCCCGCUCACAGUCACGACGUCUGUUUUUGUCGACGUUUUUGAGCUGUAAAUAAAACCACCUGUGAUUGAAUAAAUGUAAAGUCGAGCUGUUUAACGUCACACUGUGGAACAUUCCAGACAGAGCAGUGACGUAUCCAUAGAAACAAGCAGCUGACAGACCCCCCAAAAGUUACAAAGUGCAGUUUUAAGCAAAAAUAAAGUUGUUUUUUUUUUUUCAAAUAUUCAUCUCUGUGCACGUUGGAGGAGUUUUGGCUCCAGAUAACUUACAGUUGCUUGGUAACAGUUACAGAAUUUUCUAGUGUGAUAAUUUAAUCUAAUUUCAGGCUACAUUUACACGUAUCCGGGUAUUUUGAGAAACGAAUAUUUCCCUCCCUCCGUUUUCCAAAAUAACAUCGUUUUUAAAAAAAGUUUCCGUUUACAUCAACCCAGAUAAACACGUCAUCUCACCCUCGAUGUAAAGACGCAGCAAGUCGAAAAGUAACAGCAGUGACGACCGCGACGUCCUAAAAUUCUCACGCCGCUCUCCCGGGACAACAACUUAGUUUUCAAAAAUAAUCCCACCAGACAGCAGUUCGCCCAGGUCGGACCCAAAACCGGCGACGUUGGCGGCGACGGCAACUGGGUUUUGGAGUAGGAGGGAAAAGUGACAAACUCGCUGAUCUCCGAGCCCUGAUUCGUCUCUGCUCAUCGACAUGAUCAAUCAGCUGCGUACGUGAACACAAACACACGCAAAGUGUCUGAAUCAGAAGAAAUGCGACUGCUGCUCUGAAUGCCUCCGUCAUCGUCGUCAUAGCAACAGGUAAACGUCGGUCGCACUUUUGGUGCGUCGGCUCCUAAAACUCAGUUUAUCUCAGUUUACGCGCAAACGUGAAACCGGAGUUUUCCAAAAUCUCCACUCCAGCCGGAGUUUUUAGGAAGAUUCGUUUUCAGAGGCGAAUUCUCCGUUUGCGUGUAAACGACGUGAACAAACGAAGGGAAAUGUCUCCGUUUUUAAAAAUACCCAUGUACGUGUAAACGGGGCCUUAAACCCACAAAAUUACCAAACUGGACAAUUUUUUAAGUUUUUUUAGGUUAAAAGUAAGUGUCCGUCAGCUGCUUGUAUUUUACUUUACUGUUUAACAUCACGCUGUCCAAACGGAGCGGUGACGUCUCCAUAGAAACAAGCAAAAAGUUCCGCAGUGCAGCUUUAAAAGACCGUCAGCGUUUGGGGCCUGGAUGUGAAGACGAGGUUUGAAGCAGGUUUGUUUUUGUGAUGUUUCCACGUGUGCCAGUUUGUGACUAACUCCCGUUCCUCAGCGAAGUGGAGACUCGACUCUCCUUUUCUCUCUCACACACCUUUAAAUCUCAUCACGUUUUUUUCAGUUUUACACCGUUUAUUUUUAGUUUUGUUCAGUUUUUAUUUGUACAAAUAAUUUUUUUUAGAUUUUAAUGACCUAGUUAAACAUCUACUGAAUUAUAAAUCCUUUUAAUUAGAAGAAUAUUAACUUAUAUUCUGGUUUUGCUGUAACGAUAACGGGGUCCAAAAACUCGCCGUAGGUUGAAUCGCAGAAUAGCUGUGACAAUUUUUAUCUUUAAUCUACCUCCUUUUAAAAUAUGUCAUGAAAUAUGGACAUUUUAUGGAAACAUUUCUGAAAUUUAAGUUAGUCCUUGUUUAGUUUUCUUUCUUUUUUUCAUUACUAAAAUUCUGGUCAAAUAAUUCCUUUUCUAAAAUAUGAAAUUGUGAAAAUUUUCUUAGACCCCGAAACAUCUGAACUACCAGAACUGUCACUGCACAAAGACCGGACCUGAACCAGGACUAAACCAGGACUGAACCAGAACUAAACCAGGACUAAACCAGAACUAAACCAGGGACUAAACCAGAACUAAACCAGGUCUAAAGUUGGGACUAAACCAGGUCUAAAGUCAGGACUAAACCAGAACUAAAUCGGGACUAAACCAGAACUAAAGUAGAGACUAAACCCGAACUAAACCAAGACUAAAGUAGAGAAUAAACCAGGACUAAACCAGGUCUAAUGUAGUGACUAAACCAGGAAUAGACCAAGGACCAAAUGAGAUCUUGGCAAUCGUUCUAUGCCAGGUCUAUAUUGGGGACUAAACGAGAACUAAACCAAGUCUAAGUUAGGGACUGAACUAGAGCUAAACCAGGUUUAAAGUAGGAACCAAACCAGAACUAAACCAGGUCUAAGCCAGGUCUAAUGUAGGGUCUAAACCAGAACUAAACCCGGUCUUAUAAAGGGACUAAACCAAGUCCAAACCGUGGUCUAAACACACAGUGACGGUUCUUGUGGUUCUCGUGUUAAAUUUGAUCUUUUUUUCCUCCGGGGCUGAAACUGCCCCAGAUUCUUUGUCCGUAUCGUCCAUAGAAAUAUUUUUACUUUAUGUUUCAAACACAAACUUUAGAUUUUUCUGUUUUCACUUCAAACUCCUCAGAAAGUCAAACAUUCCAACAAAACCUCAGUCAGUUCUCAAACUCUCGUCUCUUCUCGUCAGUUUUCGUGUCGUCGAUAUAUUUGGGAGAUCGUUAGCCUAGCAUUAUUAGCCUAGCGUUAUUAGCUUAGCAUUUUAGCCUUUUAAUGUUUUUAGUGUUUAUGAAUGUUUAUUAAAGCUCAAAUUUCACUUUCACUGCCUGAGUUAAUUACAACAAUUCCUUCCGUCAUAGUUUAUAUUUUUCCGUACAAAACUGUACAAAACGUAGUUACUGAGGAGGAUUAAAACGAAUACAAGAAACGGAUAAAAUAUAAAUAAAACUUGAUUGACGGAGGAUGGUCGCUAUAACUCGAAAACCGUGAAUUGUAAGUUUAAAUAAUCUGUGUGUCAUUUGUUCAUUUGUUUUUCAAAAUAAAACUAAAAAAAACGAUUUUCUUCAUUAUUUGUCUCCAAAACCAAAAUGAAAAAAAAAAAAAAAAACAGAUAAUGAUUUGUUUUUUCAGUUUUUGAUUUUGUGUUUAAAUGAAAAAUGGAAAAAACGGAGAACAGCCGGUUCUGGUUCUGUGACUUAAACUGCAAUGCCAGACUGAACCAGGACUAAAACAGGACUUAACCGUUUUCAGUCCUGGUCUGGUCCUGGGCUCAGUCCUGGGCUCAGUCCUGGUCUGUUCACAGUCUGGACCUGGUUUGGUCCUGGUCUGGUCCCAGCCUCAGUCCCGGUCUCAAUCACCGUCUAGUCCUGGUCUGGUCCCGGUCUCAGUCCCAGUCUGUUCUCAGUCUGGACCUGGUCUGGUCCCGACCUCAGUCCUGGUCUGGUCCCGGUCUCAGUCCCAGUCUCAAUCACGGUCUGGUUCUGGUUUGGUCCUGGCCUCAGUCCCAGUCUUUAGUCCUGGUUCAGUCCGUUAUCUGUUUUUUCCAUUUUUCAUUUAAACACAAAACUGAAAAAACAAAUCAUCUGUUUUUUCAUUUUGAUUUUGGAGACAAAUAAUGAAAUCAUUUUAUUUUUGAAAAACAAAUGACCGAACGACACACGGAUUUUAAAUGUGCUUGAAAUUUUGUGACUAAAACAGAAAAUAAUGGGAAUUUUUGAAUAAAUGCUGAUAAGAACUUGAAACUGAAAAUCGAUGCCUUUUCUUCACACGUUUGAUCCGUUUUGUAUUUCUCAAAUUAAAAAAACCCUUUAAGACCAAAACGAGAAUGUGUUAAAAUAAGACGGGGACAAAAACUUUCUUAAGGGACUAACAAACUUUUUUAUUAUGCCUUUUUUUUUUCUGUGUUGUCCAUUUUAGAUGACGUUAGAUUUAUCAUAACAAGCACAAUACUGCAUUAACAUUCUGCGUCGGUUUACGUCACGUUACGCACAAUCGAUAAAAAAUAAACGUUUUCAAGUGUUACGGAUCGAGUUUUGGUAAAUUAUAGGUUUUAAUUUGUUUUUAUCGGCAUAUCCAAGUUUGUAGGAGCGGACAGGAGCAAUUCCAUGUACAAUUUUACAGAGGAAGUACAGUAAAUUUUCCAAAUGAACAGUGUAAGAUUACCGUAUUUUCUGCACUAUAAGGCGCCCUGGAUUAUAAGAACGUGCACUCGUUUUUGGAUGAAAUUAAAGGAUUUUAAGUGCGUCCUAUAGUGCAGAAAAUACGGUAUAUUUAUUUUGACAUAAUAAGACUGAAUAUUGUAUUGAUCAGUGUAACAAUAAAUAAUAAUAAUGCAUUUUAUUUAAAGGACCUAAAGGACAAACAACAAUAAAGACAAAUAAUUAAAAAACAUAGAUAUAGAACGUUCUGUAUCUUUGAUUAAAAACAAACAGAACAGGACGGGGUCUAAAACAUUAGCACAUUAAUCGGGGUCGGUUAAUUUAAAUAAAAAGUAAUGGGGUCUGGAUUUAAAUGUCGGGAGUGAAUGAAGUUUAAAUAAAUAGAAAUAACUUUUAUUAUUUUUACUGGUUUUGCUCCUGUCUUCAACUUUACUCAGAUUAUGACAAGGAACCUUUUUACAUUUUAUUAAUUGUGAAUUUAAAUCGAUUACUUGAUUGAUUACCUCAACUACAGGUCAGUUUAAAGGUGCAUCGCGUAACUUUUCUGGUGGUCUCCAUGGAGAUGUUAUAAUACAAACAAAUAUGAACAAAAAUACAACAAUUCUGUCUGGGAAUAGGCUCGCCUCUCCACAGAUCUGACUUCUAACGUCGCCUACAAAUGUCUCUCUUGAAAUAAAAUGAUUUAAUCUGUACUGUGGAACAUUCUAGACAAAGCAAUAACAUCUCCAUGACGACAGGCAGGUGACGGACCCUCAGACAGACCAGAAAAGUUCCAGAAUGCACCUUUUAAAUUUACUUGUAGUUGAGGUAAAUGUGCAUUGCGUAACUUUUCUGGUGGAGGCUCCAUCACCUGCUCGUCUCCAUGGAGAUCUUAUUGCUUUUGCUUUAUUGUCCAGAAUGUUCCGUGGUAAUUUGUUCAUUUCAGGUGUUUCUUUUCCACAAAAAUACAACAAUUUUCUCUGAGAAUAGGCUCGCCUCUCCACAGAUCUGACCUCUAACGUCGCCUACAAAUGUCUCUCCUGAAAUAAAACGGUUUAAUUUUUACCGUCGAACAUUCUAGAAAACGCAGUAACAUCUCCAUGACGACGAACAUGUAAACUCUUGUCUGUUUUGUCUCACUUUGGACUUGAAAAACCUGCACUAUGAGCGAUAAUAAAACGGUAAAAACAUGGUAAAAGUCGUGACCUUCUGUAAAACGCGAGUAUGACUGAAACUACACGAAGAUAUUUUCAUUUGGGAGCCAUAUUUUUGGUCGUUGUCCUGUGGAUCUUUAAGCAUUUUUCUACUGUAAUAAUGUUUUUUUUUCACUCGCCAACUCACUGUAAAACUGUUCUGCUUUUGUCCAAUACGGUAAAAUGUCGUCAUUUUCUUUCUUUUAAUACAAAAACUCCUCAAACAUUGUACCAUAACAGCUGUCGUUUGGCACCGGUGGAACCUGUUUGUACUUUUCCAUACAUCCGAAGUGUCUCUUGUCCCUGUGUCCAAAUAAAAGACAGUGUUGUUCUUAAUAA